AUGGAGAAAGGUGAAGAUCUCAUAAAUUAUUUAGAUUCGUCAAAGAUAGAAAGAAAGAAGCAUGUAGAACUCGCAAAAAGAUAUCUAAAUUUUACCAUAAAAGAAGAUGUAAUUGUUACUUACUCCCCCCCCCCCCUCCGUGAGCGAACAAAACCAUUAGAAAAAUCGCCAUUUUUUGACCAAAAACCCACCCUCCGUGAGUGAACAAAAAUUUUUUUAAUAGAAAAAAAUUUUAAUGGAAAAAAAUUUUGAUAUAUAAGUGAUAAUAGUAUAAUGAAAUCUAGAGCUAAUUCUGUUUAAUUUUAAACAAAUUGCGUUUUAAAACAUAAAUUUUGCAAAUUAAAUUAAUAUUUGCUUCCCAAUUUUUGCAAAUUAGGAUUUUUUUAAUUUCGAAAAAAAUAUUUUUUAUAAAAUUUAUAUAUAAAUUUUUUUUUAAAAAAAAAAAUUAACCCCCCUCCGUGAGCGAACAAAAUUUUUUUGUUCGCUCACGGAGGGGGGGGGGGGAGUUAGAAACUUGAAAAGCUUCCCUUUCUUUAUUCUCCUAGCUCCCCCUCUCCGUGAGCGAAUAAAACCAUUUGAAAAAUCCCUAUUUUUUCCCCAAAAGCCCACCUCACCGAAUAAAAAUUUUUUAAUAUUAUGAAAACAAAUUUUGACAAAUAAGAGAUAAUUAUAAUAACGAAUUUCUUUCUAAUUCUGUUUAAUUUAAAACAGAUUGCAUUUUUAAAACAUAAAUUUUACAAAUUAAAUUAUAUUUGCUUUCCAAUUUUGGAUUUUUUUAAAUUACUAAAAAAAAAUUUACUAUAAAUUUAUAUAUAAAUUUAAAAACAAAAUUAAUCCCCCCUGGGGAAGUAAGCAAAAUCACUCUCAUCUUCACAAUUAUUCGGCUUCAGAAAGGCCGAAAAGGAGGCAUUUUAACUUCCCUUCAAUAAGAAAAAAGUCUCCGGAUUGCAUGAUCCUUUGUUUUGGCAAUCUGAAUUCUUUUUCGUCUAAUCUUAAAUCUUAAUCUUAAAUUACAGAUUGGUGGUAUUGAAUUGGUUACUUAGUCACAAGGACCCACAAGGAUUUAUCUGCUUUGCAAAAUCAUACACCUCAAUUAUUCGAAGGAGAUAAUUCUCCUGGGAGAGUACUCUGUAACUACCUUUUCCUCCUUAUCAUCCUUCUCCUCCUCCUCUUCUUCUAAAUCUGUCUAACAAGAGAGGCGUGCGUCAUUUUUGUUUGCUAGGGGAUCAGUGUCUAUUGAGUUGCCUAUGGAUUUCUGUAGCUCUGGCUCGGACAUAUUAGAGAAGUAGCUUGAUCUAGGCAAAACCAGGAGUUAACGGGUGCUAGGCACCUGCACUCAUCAGAUAAAGGAACAUAGACUAAAUCUCCCCUCGUAUCAGAGUGAAGUCCAUCUUCAUGGUCCUGAAGGAAUUGCCUGUUUACUUCUUUCCAAGCACAGGAACUAAGUUAAUCUACCCUGAUAUGCAUAAGCUCAUAUCAGACCUUAACCUCAUGAUUUCCACCCAAUUCGCCUUUGCUAUGAGGUUAAGAAAAUUACGUCAAAACGCUGGGUGCUCUUAGGUCUUCAUUUUAUGUAUCCUUUUUGUCUAAUCAAAAAGUCUGUAGUUAAAGAAGAGUCACCUUCUCAACUCAGAUUUUAUAAUCAUCCUUCAUCAAGGAGAGUUGAUUCAAAUGCAGACUUAUAA
Messenger RNA from Blepharisma stoltei, 1685 nucleotides. NCBI's taxonomy places the organism in Eukaryota, Ciliophora, Heterotrichea, Heterotrichida, Blepharismidae. The record is from the annotation of a GenBank genome assembly.